This is a messenger RNA of Mugil cephalus (flathead mullet), 2336 nucleotides long. It is a transcript of the gene socs2, whose product is annotated as suppressor of cytokine signaling 2. NCBI's taxonomy places the organism in Eukaryota, Metazoa, Chordata, Actinopteri, Mugiliformes, Mugilidae. The record is from RefSeq and is a predicted model, not a curated record. Gene Ontology annotation, molecular function: 1-phosphatidylinositol-3-kinase regulator activity. The transcript has 3 exons. Bases 434 to 1036 code for a protein of 200 amino acids. Gene Ontology annotation, cellular component: phosphatidylinositol 3-kinase complex. Gene Ontology annotation, biological process: phosphatidylinositol phosphate biosynthetic process; intracellular signal transduction.
CCGUGUUCUUGGAAAGUUCCUGGAAAUGCUGCUCGGUCUGGGCUCAGUUCUCAGGCUGCUGCUGGACUCCGGUGAUCCGGGCUCGGUGUGUGUCUCUGGGUCCACCGGGAGGACGGGAAGCUGUCGGUGUCCGUGUCGGUUCGGUCCGCGGAGAUAGAGCCGCCGUGCGGGAGCCGGGAGGGAGGACGGAGACGAGCAGAGCCGCCCGAGAGGAGCCUUCCGCCGGGUUCGGACCCGGAACAUGUCGGUGUGUUGGAGGAGCAGAACCGGGCUCUGAGCUAGCUCUCUGCUAGCAGCUAGCAGCGACCGCAGCCUCUCAGUUUGUUGAACAGACGUGGCUCUGGCUCCAGGGCUGAUUCCUGGUGCAGACGUGCAGACCUCCUCCAUGUCUGAGCUCCGGGCCUAAAGCUCGGCUGAAGGCUGGACCUGUCCAAUGACCUGCCAGUCCUCCGAGUCCGCGGACACCAUCGAGGGCGACAGACGAGCCGACAGCAACGCCGGGGCAGUGGAAUCGGACGAGCGCCGCAUCGCCUUAGCCAUGAAGGACCUCAGGAACACAGGUUGGUACUGGGGCAGCCUGACCGCUAACGAAGCCAAAGAGAUCCUGCAGGACGCGUCUGAGGGAACCUUCCUGGUGCGGGACAGCUCCCAGAGAGACUACCUGUUCACCAUCUCCGCCAUGACGUCGGCGGGUCCCACCAACCUGCGCAUCGAGUACAAACACGGCAAGUUCAAGCUGGACUCUGUGGUCCUGGUGAAGCCCCGGCUGAAGCAGUUUGACAGCGUGGUCCACCUGGUGGAGCACUACGUCCAGCUGUCCCGGACCAGCGACCGGGCGGCGCCGGACUCUCAGCCCGCCGCCGCGCCGCCCAACGGGACAGUGCAGCUGCUGCUGACCCGCCCCGUGUACACGGCCACGCCCACGCUGCAGCAUCUCUGUCGCAUCGCCAUCAACAGGACGACGCGGCGCGUCCAGGACCUGCCGCUGCCCCCCCGGCUGAAGGACUACCUGACCGACUACGCCUACAACGUGUAGAGGCCGAGCAGCCUGCCCUGUGUCGCCGGCGCCAGGACCCGGCGCCAGGACCGGUCCGGUGGAUCAGCUGAUCCCUGUGGACGUGUUCUGAGCUGGGUCACGAGAACUCGUCUUCAUUGAUUUAUUUAGGAUGAGAAGAAGAAUCACAAACAUCGGUGCAGACGUCACCGUCCUUCCUGGAACGUUGGACAAUGAUUGACCUGAAGAAUACUAUGCAGAAACCAAACCUGUCGUCCCCACCUGUAAACAUGGGAACGAAGCCGCCUGAUUGGCCGGUGGACGGCUGUGUUUUUGAGGCGGCAAUCGAUCGUCUGAAAACAAACACGGCGUCCCGUGCGCUGUUGAUGGUUUCCUGUGGACAGACGUCAGGUUUGACCUCCGAGGCUCCGCUAGACUUUGGCCCUGCAGCCCGUAGUACUCUGCAGCCCUCAGCCAAUCACAGCGCAGGAAAACAAAGGUGUAGUAUCACUCUCACAGACCUGUUCACAACGCAGACCACUGGAGAGACUCUGAACCAGCUCCUGUCUGCAGGAGCACGUCCAACCAAACUCUAUUUAAAAACACGGACGUUUUAAGAGUUCCUCGUUCACACUUAAUUAUUAACAUGUGGUAGAACAUUAAGUUUGAGUCUGUGAAGCUCGGAGCGUCUGGUAAAUUCAGCACAUGUAUCACCACUCGGUAGCAUUUAUAAUAUCAACUUUAAAUCAGAUUGUUGAACCAGACUCUAUUUAAAAAUCGUUCGUUUUUAAGAUUCCCUGUUGUGAGUUAAGAAUUCUCUGCUGGUGAAACAAAAACAACGAGUCUCUUUAAAGCUCGGUGUCGAUGAGGAAAUUCGUCUCAUUAUUUGAUUUAAUCAGUGACCAUCUGUUGUUGAUGAUGUCCCUGUUUGAAACCAGGGUCACAGAAGUAACCACCUGUUCCAUCCAAACAAACACAGGCCAUGUGAAGCUAGCAUGUUGUUGAGGGUGCAGCUAACCUCUCGUGACUUCUUGUUGACUCUGACUAAUCAUCCAACCAGAGCUCGGUCGGCCAUGUUGGCGCCCUGUGGUGAUGGACGCUGAGCCUCGCUGCUCCUUUCUCUGAAUAAAUCUUUUUACUGAUGGAGUCUUUGUACAUAUCACGGCCGCUGUCGGCCGCUUUGAUUUGUUCUUUUUUUAAAGGUAUUUAUUGAUCGUGUCACACUGUGUUUUCUGGUACAUUUUUGUAAAGAAGAUUUGAAAGCAUGUGUUUGGCCUGUAAACUGUAACGUUGAUCAUGUCCGACUGUGAGAUCAAUAAAAUUUUUAUAUGGUGCUUCAUCA